Messenger RNA from Humulus lupulus (European hop), 2013 nucleotides. Its product is annotated as ornithine aminotransferase, mitochondrial-like. Gene Ontology annotation, molecular function: identical protein binding; pyridoxal phosphate binding; L-ornithine transaminase activity. The annotation marks the transcript as partial. NCBI's taxonomy places the organism in Eukaryota, Viridiplantae, Streptophyta, Magnoliopsida, Rosales, Cannabaceae. The transcript is spliced from 6 exons. The record is from RefSeq and is a predicted model, not a curated record. Gene Ontology annotation, cellular component: cytoplasm.
ACGAAGAGCCUCCCCACCACAAUUAACGGACCCUUGUUGCCUGGUCAUCUCAAAGUUGAUUUUGGUGAUUUAGUAGCCCUUGAAAAAGCUUUUAAAGAAAAUGGAGAUCGGAUAGCUGGAUUUUUGUUCGAACCCAUCCAAGGAGAAGCUGGGGUUGUUAUUCCCCACGAUGGUUAUUUAAAAUCUGUAAGAGAGCUUUGCUCAAAAUACAAUAUUUUAAUGAUUGCUGAUGAAAUCCAAUCUGGCUUAGCUAGAUUGGGAAAAUUGCUGGCUUGUGAUUGGGAAGAAGUUCGCCCAAAUGUAGUGAUAUUAGGAAAAGCCUUGGGUGGUGGAGUGAUCCCUGUAAGUGCAGUUCUUGCAGACAAAGAUGUGAUGCUCUGUAUCCGGCCUGGAGAGCAUGGAAGGUUUUUGAGAAGAGAUGGCACUAGCUUAAAGUUUUUGCUUUGGCUACAAUCUGAGAUUGAGACACUCUAGAAAAGUUCUUAAAGGAAAAGAGAUGACCCAUUGGUAAUUUUUCUAGCUAUUUCAAUAUUUUUGAGUCUCCUAUGCAUAUAAGUCUUUUUUAGCUUUAAUUUAUAUAUGUACAAGGAAAAGAAGAAACAAAAACAUUAUAAAUAUUUUCAAAUGUGUGACUUGGUACUUUUCUUAGCUGUUUUUUUUUUCUUUCUACUUAAGUGGUGCUUAUUCUUAUUUCAAUACUUUUUUGUUGUGUUGUUUGGUCUCCUGAGGCACGUUAAAAAGAAGACUAUAAACUCAUUAAAUUAUGUACUAAGGAGUGUUGGGAGCAAUGAUUUGUAAUUCUUGUUAUUCUCUAUAUAUAUGCGUGUAAAUAGAAUUUUGUUACUGUAAAUAAAAUUCUGAUACACUUGAUUAAUUUAUUCUAUUUUCUAAUAAAUAUUUUAUUUGACAAAUUCUACAAUUGGAAAUCAAGAGAAGGUUUGAUUAUGCUAGUCUAGUGUCUUCAUUAAUCACUUAUUUUCACCAAAUUUAAUAUUUUCCAAUUAUACAUGCUUCUAUUUCACCAUAUUUAAUAUGUUCUAAUUAAUAAUUAUACAUGCUGGAGGUCAUUUAAACAAUACUUUUUGUUAAUAGCUAUUAGUUAGAUGGCCUCCGGCUAAUGCCCAUUUAUGGUGGUUGCAACUAGAGACAUGAUAAUUGGUGGUACUAUCAAUUUUCUGGUUCCUCUUACUUUUUCGAUUAAGUUGAUUUGUGUUGUCUAAAGUUAUUGCUUGUUUUAUUGAAUUAGUCUUAGAUGUGUACACUUAAAUAUAGAGCUCACCACAAGAUUAAGUAGAUCUUAUCUGAAUGUACGACCUUAUGAAAUAUUUUUGAGAUUUCAUGCUAGACUUGUCUAAUUUUUGCAAACCCAUUUCUUCUUAUAAGUUAAAUCACUAUACUUGUUGAUGAAAUAAGUAGUCAAAAAUGUCAGAUUCAUAGUCUUGAGUACUGGAUUCUUAACAUUUACUUGGCCAGGCAGUCUCUUGGUCAUUUCUUUUAUGUAUAUCCUAUCUUGAUAGAAAUAUUUUCAUAUAUAAUCAACUAACAUCAUGAAACAUUCAUAUUAGUUGCUCCUCUGUUUUUGUAUAAUUGUUGAAUGUACAAAAGUAGAGAAAAUAUUUUGCGCUCUCUCUCUCUCUCUCUCUCACAGAGUCUAUCAACUCUCUCCAUCACGGCUGCUCUGAAAUCAACUCUCUCUCUCUCUCAUAGCUAAAGCAAGACCCAGUCUGCAAUGAAGACACGGAGUGUGUUGGUUUUGUUAGAAUUGGAAGUGAAGAUCAGAUCAUUGUGGCUGGUACAAUGAAGCAACUUCAAUUGCAUGUUUUUUUCUUAUCAAAUAGUACUGUAGGAGUGUGCAACUACUCAAAUUUUGACGUGUUAUUAUGUAAAAAAUUAAACUCUUCAAUAUUUUGUGUUGAAAGUAGUAACUUUUCAAUAUAUUUAAUAUUUAAGACUACUUGAAUACUUAAAGAACAUUUUGUUAUUGAUGACAGUGUUGAAUGUUUUAAACUAAUU